AUGAGCGGCAGUCUCGUCAUCUCCAGAAUCCCACAAAAAAUCUCUGGAGACCUACCCUCCAAUAUCCGUUACCACCGCACCACCGAGACCCAUGGCUUCGGAUACGUUCUCGCUCAAACUCGCUUCAUUACUCCCUACGAAGCUGCCUUCCCAAACGAGUCCAUGUCCUCUGGUCAAGCCUUACUGUACCACAUCGGAAAGCUGAAAGUUAUUGUUGCAAUCUUCCCAGGGCCCUCGAAUCCUACUAUUGUUGCGAAACAGAUCGCUGGUAUCGAUAACUACACGAAUGGACGCAUUCCUUUGACCUUUUCGUGCUUGGGCACAGCAAACGGUACCUUUGGUGGGGACUUCUAUCAAUUUAGGAACUAUCCUUUGAGGGGUCUUAACGAGUUAAAGCCGAGUGCCCUGCACACCCGGAAGCCGAACCUUCAUGAGGCUACUACAGACAUUAAAGAGAGAACGAAGAAGUUCCGUCGCGAGAACGAGGUUAGGUUUGUGGUGAAUGCGUUCGUAAUUGUGCGCGACUCCAAAGAAGAAGCGAAUCGCUUCCUCCAGGAAAUUCAAGGAAAAGCGGACGAAGAAGCCACUGAUGCAUUUAGAGAUGCAGUGCACCAAGCAGGUGCCAAUACUGCGAAUAAGAAAGGUAUAUUCAAGACGACGUUGAAAAGGACAAAAGAUCAAAUUGCAGAAAGAAUCUCGUUGUUGAAGAGGCUAGGCGUGAGCCUCAUUUUGACGCUGUUCUUGCAUUAUGACAGGAGAUUGAGAGGUUCAGGAAGGAUGUUCUUCCAUUAUUGAGGAAGCUGGAAUCGGAAAGAAGGGGAAAGAUUGUAGACCGUGAAA
Molecule: messenger RNA, 840 nt
Organism: Lindgomyces ingoldianus
Lineage: Eukaryota; Fungi; Ascomycota; Dothideomycetes; Pleosporales; Lindgomycetaceae
Exons: 5
Coding region: 1-795 (264 amino acids)
Biological process (GO): alkanesulfonate catabolic process
Molecular function (GO): alkanesulfonate monooxygenase activity
Source: RefSeq, a predicted model, not a curated record